AGAACAGGACGAUGUCCUUCCCCGGAUUAAUAAUGCCACUCACUGGAGCAAUAUGUGUAGGGGUGACGAUCCAUCUCAUUGUCUUUUCCCGCGGAGAAUGGGAGCGACAUGUGGUGACAAUUAUGUGGUCUAUAUUCCUAUGUCAGGCUUUGAUAUGCGCGGCAACAUUGCGAUUUUACGGAGGGUUAUACCUUCAAUCUCUUCUUUAUACAUUGACCACUAUGGUAGGUUUCAGUGUUGGCGUUUUUACCAGCAUGAGCAUAUACAGGAUCUAUUUUCAUCGUCUACGACAAUUUCCAGGACCAUUAGGAGCGAGGCUCUCGGGAUUUUGGUCAAUGGGUACUGCAUUGAGAGGUUUCCAGCUAUAUAAAAAAACGCAAACACUGCACAGAUUUUAUGGAGAUUUUGUUCGUAUACGUAAGAAAUUUCGACCCCGAGAAAUAUCAAUCAAUCAUGUUGACGCCAUCAGAGACAUUCACGGUAUUCGAUCAAAAUGUACGAAGGGACCAUUCUAUGACCUUAACUACCCUUCGCGAUCCCUGCAAAUGACACGCGACAAAUCUUUCCACUCCAAGCGAAAGCAAGUAUGGGAAAAGGGUUUCACGAGUAGCGCACUAUCUCAAUAUGAACCACGCAUACUGCACCAUAGUCUUGUCAUGGCACACCAAUUGUCUAAACGCACACAACAGCCCGAGGAUAUCACUAAAUGGAUCCAAUUCUUCGGUUUCGACGUGAUGGGUGACUUGGUAUUUGGAAAAUCAUUUCGCAUGCUUGAAGAAGGAAGACCUCAUUUUAUCCUUGGACAGAUGGCUGCAAUGGGCCCCGUGGUAGGCUCUUUGAUUUGUGUUCCAUGGCUAUUUAUUCUAUUCCAGAACUUGCCAGUCAUUAGUCAUAUGCGAAACAAAUGGAUCGGGUGGUGCAAAUCUCAGGUUGAGGAUAGAAAAACUUUUAAUUCGUCGCGAGUGGACCUAUUCUCCUUCCUUCUCCCACCCUCUAUACAUUCAGAAGGGUUAGAAGCCGAUGACUUGAUCUAUGACUCAGAGCUUGCCAUUGUGGCUGGUAGCGACACAACUUCAACGACGCUCGCUGCACUGUUAUAUCUGCUCACGCAGGAACCCGAGAAACAGGAAAUCUUGCGACAAGAGGUAGAUCGGCUUUGCUCAUCACCUCAAGAAGUGUCAAAUCAGAUAUUAAGCAAGAACGCUCCAUAUUUGGAUGGCUGUAUCAAAGAGGCUCUUCGAUUAUAUCCUGCGGUUCCAAGCGGCGUCCAACGAAUGACUCCUCCAGAAGGUGCAGUCAUUGCUGGCCGGCUUAUUCCUGGGGACACCCUCGUUUCGACCCCAACUUAUGCAAUCCAUAGAGAUCCUCGUUACUUUGUUCAACCGGACGCGUUCCUUCCGCAGCGAUGGUCCUCGCAGUCACACCUGCUACUUAAGCAAGAAGCUUUCAACCCAUUUCUCAUCGGCCAACACUCUUGCGUGGGGAAGCAACUGGCGAUGAUGGAAAUGCGAAUUUUGGUUGCCGUUCUCGUUCUCUCCUUUAAUUUCCACUUCCAUGAUGACGGUUUGUCUCAAAGAUCUCAUAAAACAAAGUGUAGAGGGCUGGACUUCCAAGAUUACUUUACCGCCAGAGUGGGUCCGGUUGAAGUUCUUCUUGAGAACAGAGCAAUUGGAUGAUUUGGGGGCUAAUCUAUAAGAGUAAGGAAUAGUGUAUAUAACCUAGACCCAUCUAGACUACUAGCACCCGCUUUGGAGGAUGUUUAGCGAGAAUUGUUGGAAUAGGGCUGAUGUUACAGUAGCAUUAGUUAAUUUUCUAUAUAUUGAAUUAAUUAUCUAAAUGCCA
Talaromyces proteolyticus is the source of this 1842-nucleotide messenger RNA. Its product is annotated as cytochrome P450. The record is from RefSeq and is a predicted model, not a curated record. Bases 12 to 1676 code for a protein of 554 amino acids. NCBI's taxonomy places the organism in Eukaryota, Fungi, Ascomycota, Eurotiomycetes, Eurotiales, Trichocomaceae. The transcript is spliced from 5 exons. Gene Ontology annotation, molecular function: monooxygenase activity; heme binding; iron ion binding.